Molecule: messenger RNA, 2869 nt
Organism: Triticum dicoccoides
Lineage: Eukaryota; Viridiplantae; Streptophyta; Magnoliopsida; Poales; Poaceae
Product: rust resistance kinase Lr10-like
Exons: 3
Coding region: 852-2600 (582 amino acids)
Biological process (GO): protein phosphorylation
Molecular function (GO): polysaccharide binding; protein kinase activity; ATP binding
Source: RefSeq, a predicted model, not a curated record
CCAUAAAUCCUUCAUUGUCAUUUCUCAAAAUUAUUUAAAAAAUCCCAAAAAGGAUAGUGAAAUGAAAGCCUCCAUAUCUAAAUAUGGGUCUAAGUGUAACUGAAAUACUACUUACACUGUGUUUGCCAAAACAAACUUCCAAAUUUUCCUUAAUCUUUCUAAAAUCACUGCAGAUAAUACAAGUAGACGCUAUCUAUCGUCUGCACAUUAAAAUGGAUAACAUUUCAACAAUGCACAAAUGAGAGAACCCUAAAAUAAACUAAUAACUGUAAACAUUUCCAAGGAGGAAUAAAAUACAAACUCACACACUCAGCCUGGAAUCACUCAUCAUCAGUCACUCAGCUAAAAUUUCAACAAGCCUUAUCAUAAUUCAGAAAUCUGCAGGUGAAUUUCACGGGUUUAUCUUUCACAGGAUAAUGAUCCAUGCUUCAGGUCCUUAGAGGUUUGGAAUCCUAUCAAAGUACUAGCGAAAAUAGGUGAAGAAAAAUGAAGGUCUAGCAAAAUAGGUGAAGAAAAAUGAAGGUAUAUGUGUGGUGAAAUGGCAUGAAUGGUCUAAACAGUUAUAGAACCACAGAAUUUUGUGAGCCAUAGAAGAUGUAUGGCAGAUGUUUCGUGGCAGUUGGACUUCCUGCCCAGACAUGUAACUAUCAUGACAAGCGCCACCCCAAUCCUCACCAGAGAUUAAGGCAAACAACCACUUUCUUAUACUCAAGACUUUCUCUUCUUCCAUCUAAAUCUCCAAUACAUCUCAUGGAUUUUCCUAAACUUCUUGUCAUGCUAGUGUUGCUCUCUCUUCUAACCAAUGAAUACUAUUUGGGUGCAGCAUCAGAUGAUGAGGAUUUCUUCAAGAAAUGCUCAUCACAACGGUCAGCAAACAUGGACCAAAGAUCCAGUUCCCCUUCCGGCUUUCAACCCAACCAACAUCCUGUGGAGCAGCUGGCAUGCAGUUAUCGUGCUCUGGGCAUGACACGAUCUUGGAUCACCCUGUUCUUGGUCCUUGCAAAGUGACCGCGAUAUAUUACAUGCACCGGGUCAUUAACAUCACCCCGCUUGUGGAACCAUCGACUCAAUGCCCACUUCAGAAGCUCAUCUCAAGAAAGUUAGAAACUGUUGUGUACAAACAACCUCAAUCAUUUACGACCCUGGUAUGUUCAAGAAAUUUCAUACCACGUACACCAUAUCCAUAUAGUAUAGUCGGCCCAGCUUCUUGUGUCAGUAACAACGCUAGCCAAUUCUGGUAUUUGGCAUUAGCUUACGCAUACAUAUCUGAUCUGCCAUGGGACUGUGUGGCCAUUUCUAAAGGUAUCCCAAUACCCUUUAGCUAUGAUAAAAAUGGCCCUAACUCAGACCCCUCCAAUGAAAUAGCAAAGGCAGUCAUCAACUUUGGUGCGACAACCUUCACUUGGCACCAUAAUAACAUUACUGGUGUCUGCCAACAGUGUGAACAUGAAGGUCGAUACUGUGGAUUCAGCUCACAAAGGCGUCAAGCAUUCUGCCAGCACCAUGGUACCCAUGUCAUCCCAAUGGCGGCCUCAUCUGUAGCUGCAUUUGUAGUUCUUUCAUUGAUUGUGGCCACUGUGAUAUAUCUCUCCUUGAAGUCAAGGUACAAUGAAGAGAUAAAUAUGAAGGUUGAAAUGUUUCUCAAGGCAUAUGGCACAUCGAAACCCACAAGAUACACUUUCCCUGAGGUUAAGAAGAUAGCAAGACGGUUCAAGGAUAAACUGGGCCAGGGUGGAUUUGGAAGUGUAUACAAGGGCGAGCUACAAAACGGAGUUCCUGUGGCAGUCAAGAUGCUAGAGAGCUCUACAGGGGAGGGAGAGGAAUUCAUCAAUGAAGUUGGAACCAUUGGACUAAUCCACCAUGCAAAUAUCGUCCGUCUUUUGGGCUUUUGCUCCGAAGGAAUGAGACGGGCUCUUAUUUAUGAGUUCAUGCCUAACGAGUCAUUGGAAAAAUACAUAUUCGCACAUGUUUCUGAUAUUUCUCGACAACUCCUAGCACCCAACAAAAUGCUAGAUAUUGCUUUAGGCAUCGCCCGAGGGAUGGAAUACCUGCAUCAAGGGUGCAACCAGCGCCUUCUCCACUUUGACAUCAAGCCACACAACAUCUUGCUGGACUACAACUUCAACCCGAAGAUCUCAGACUUUGGCCUUGCCAAGCUGUGUGCAAGGGACCAAAGCAUCAUUACCUUAACUGCAGCAAGAGGGACUAUGGGAUACAUAGCACCAGAGCUAUACUCUCGGAACUUUGGAGGGGUGUCUUACAAGUCAGAUGUGUACAGUUUUGGCAUGCUGGUGUUGGAGAUGGUGAGCGGACGGAGGAACUCAGAUCCAAGUGUUGAGAACCAGGACGAAGUUUAUCUCCCGGAGUGGAUCUACGAGAGAGUAAUCAAUGGGCAUGAAUGGGAACUUACUUCGGAAAUGACAGCAGAAGACAAAGAAAAGGUGAGACAGCUGACUAUUGUGGCACUGUGGUGUAUCCAAUGGAACCCCAAGAAUCGGCCAUCAAUGACAAAGGUGGUAAACAUGUUAACGGGGAGGUUGCAGAACCUACAGAUUCCCCCUAAGCCCUUUGUGUCAUCUGAAAAUUAUCCUAGAACAUAAAGCACGGAGAACAUGCUGCCAUGAUUUGGUACAUAUUGCAGACAUGCACUUAGUCCAUGUGUUGCACAGCAAUGCAUAGCACUGCAGCAUGCAGUAUAUUUCCAUCUUUUCACUGUAUUAGCACCUGAUUGUAUGAGUAAUCGUCCGUCCCUAUGCAAUAGUACUACUAGGUAUAUGCAAGAACACAUGAGAACCACAUCGAACUUUAUUUGAAAAUUGUAAUAGUUAAAAAUAAAGCGGUUACCUUGGUCUGCUGUUCCAGUGAUUUA